Messenger RNA from Panthera uncia (snow leopard), 651 nucleotides. Its product is annotated as THAP domain-containing protein 1-like. The record is from RefSeq and is a predicted model, not a curated record. Lineage: Eukaryota; Metazoa; Chordata; Mammalia; Carnivora; Felidae. Gene Ontology annotation, molecular function: sequence-specific DNA binding. The transcript has a single exon.
AUGGUGCAGUCCUAUUCCACCUACGGCUGCAAGAUCCGAUAUAAGGAUAAGCCUGUUUCUUUCCACAAGUUUCCUGAUUCAAGACCCAGUAUUUGUAAAAAAUGGGAGGCAGCUAUCAGAAGAAAAAACUUUAAACCCACCAAGUAUAGCAGUAUUUGUUCAGAACACUUUACUCCAGACUGCUUUAAGAGGGAGUGCAACAACAAGUUGCUGAAAGAGAAUGCAGUGCCCAUGAUAUUUCUCUGUACUGAGCCACAUGACAAGAAGGAAGAUCUUCUGGAGCCACAAGAACAGCUUCCCCUGCCUCCUUUAACACCUCCCAUUUCCCAGGUUGAUGCUGCUAUUGGAUUACUAAUGCCUCCCUUUCAGACCCCUGAUAAUCUCUCGGUUUUAUGUGACCACAACUAUACUGUGGAGGAUACAAUGCACCAGAGAAAAAGGAUUCAUCAGCUAGAACAACAGGUUGAAAAACUCCGAAAGAAGCUUAAGACCACACAGCACUGAUGCAGAAGACAAAAAUGACAACUUGAAAAAUUAAAGGAGGUUGUUCACUUCCAGAAGGAGAAGGACGACAUAUCAGAGAGAGGCUAUGUGAUUCUACCAAAUGACUACUUUGAAAUAGUUGAAGUGCCAGCAUAAAAAAAAUGAUAU